UCCCUUGCACGAUAAAAAAAUACUUGCAUACACCAUGGUGAAUGAGAAGAGGACCCAGUCACCAUCACGCAAGAUCUAGAUAUUUCAUAUAGAUAUGGUUGGGUUCUGUCACAGAGGGAGAUCUGUUCUGUCACAGAGGGAGAUCUGUCACCGAAUUCUUUUUUUUUUCCUUCUUCAGGUUUACGACCGGCUUGACAGAAACUGCUGCGGGUUCCAGCCGACAGAACAGGACAAGUGCCUAACGGACGGACGUAACGCAGACUGUGACAACCCGGACCGUGCGGCACCGCUGAUGCUGGUGCACAUCUUCAGCAGCGGGAGGCACCCCACCCGCCUGGUGUUCCUGGACAACGCCGGGGUUCCGGAACGGAGGGAGGACAACCUGGACUUCCGACUGCUUACUGGGAUCGACGAGGUUCCACGCAGAGCGGUUGAGGUGUUGAAGUCUGGACGGUUGGGCGAGCUCCUGCUGCGGUCCUUACAAGUGGAUAAAGUCUUCUGGAACACACAAGACCGAGACGAGCUGACCAGAUAUGUCCACAUACUCCAUAGAAGGGGCAAAAUCCUCGCAGAUUACAUAGAGGAUAAAGACAUCGCUUUAGUGGAUGAUUACUGAUUACACAUUUUAUUAUUUCAAAUUGCUCCCUUCUACGAUAUCACGAAAAAAAGGGCCUGUGUAAAGAGGUCAACAAAUUCAAUCCUAACUUCUCCACGCACGUUUUCAGGCAAAAAGAAAAAUUCUCUCCCAAACUCACAUGUUACAGAAAAAGUGGGAUAAUUUUUUUCGUCUUCCUUUGUCUCGGAAAAAGAAGACGAACCCAUAAGUUAGUAUUAAGUGUCAUUUUUUAUGUUACACAGUACUUGCAAUAAACUUUCACUGAUAUUGAUGUUCCUCACUGAGCAAUGAAUGAAACGAAUACCGAAAACUGACACAAUAAAACUGAUGAAUUUCGAAUUCAGCGGACAGUAACUUGAAACCGAUCGUGAUGCAGGGUUCAUAGGGAAAAUAAUUAUUUAAGCAUGUUUAGACGUUAAAUUUCUCCAAAAAGCCCAUUGUCAGAGUUCGCAUACUACAUUCUACGUUAUUUACCAGCAGAUGCCACACUUUUCACUAGUUACUAGUAUAUAUAUAUUACAGGAAUAUGAACGUAACAUGAUCUCGCACAAUGUACAAUUUAAUUAGCCAGUUUUACUUCAAAAAGUAAUCCACAGAAGUUCUUAUUUACCUGUGCAAUAAAAAAUGUAUUCAAACUCAACUCGGACGUCCACAAGUUAAUAUACUAUACUAGUACCAGAUAGCAAAAACAAAUUAAAGUCAUUUGCUUAC
Branchiostoma belcheri (Belcher's lancelet) is the source of this 1327-nucleotide messenger RNA. RefSeq names its product protein FAM198B-like. Gene Ontology annotation, cellular component: Golgi apparatus. The transcript is spliced from 2 exons. The coding region runs from base 95 to 616 and encodes 173 amino acids. The record is from RefSeq and is a predicted model, not a curated record. NCBI's taxonomy places the organism in Eukaryota, Metazoa, Chordata, Leptocardii, Amphioxiformes, Branchiostomatidae.